Molecule: messenger RNA, 2798 nt
Organism: Globicephala melas (long-finned pilot whale)
Lineage: Eukaryota; Metazoa; Chordata; Mammalia; Artiodactyla; Delphinidae
Gene: LRRTM4
Product: leucine rich repeat transmembrane neuronal 4
Cellular component (GO): extracellular matrix
Molecular function (GO): protein binding
Source: RefSeq, a predicted model, not a curated record
ACUCAAGCAUUAGCACCAACAAGCUCUGAGCAACAUCAGUCUCUGGAAAGCCUUCUGAAUUAGACAAGGCCUGCCUCUCAGCACAGCUACAAAACACUUUAAACCUGACCAGCUAAAUGGAUAAACCUAGCCUGCAUAGCUUUUAAACUGGGGUCUCAUACAGCACAGGAGGCCUACUUGCUUGAAGAACUGAAAAUCCAGAGGAUGAUUUGCUUUAUCUGGGAAUGGCAAAAGCCAGAACAAUAAGGAAUGCCAGGUAUUCUGAAGAUUUUCUUUUUCUUUUUCUUUUUUUUCCUCUCUUUUUACAGAGAAGUUGGUUACCUUCGAGAUGGGCUGUAGCUCUUUUGCACAGAUUGCCAAUUACUGCUGAUGGGUCUCUGGUGAAUUACACAAUGAUGCUCAGAGCCUAGAGGCCCUCCCCCACCCCCCAACUGCUUCCUUCUCCCUGCCCCCCAUCCCACUACGUGCUGAUUUUUUUUUUUCCUAUAUGUAUAUAUAUAUUUUUUGUCUGUCCCCUCUGGGGAAGUUUGUAUGGGGCUACUAGCUGACAUGUGGGAUCAGAAUGGUGUGAAUGACAGCCGCACUGUAUCAUGAAGGUGGUGGUGGUUUCAACACGUGAGACCAAACAAGAAGAAAGCUGAGAGAGGGGGGAACCGUUUUGGAUGACAAAGGAUGGGUUUCCAUUUAAUUACGCAGCUGAGAGGCAUGCGUGUAGUGCUAGUGCUACUUCCUACACUGCUGCUUGUUAUGCUCACGGGGGCUCAGAAAGCUUGCCCAAAGAACUGCAGAUGUGAUGGCAAAAUUGUGUACUGUGAGUCUCAUGCUUUCACAGAUAUCCCUGAGAACAUUUCUGGAGGAUCACAAGGCUUAUCAUUAAGGUUCAACAGCAUUCAGAAACUCAAAUCCAAUCAGUUUGCCAGCCUUAACCAGCUUAUAUGGCUUUAUCUUGACCAUAAUUACAUUAGCUCAGUGGAUGAAGAUGCAUUUCAAGGGAUCCGUAGACUGAAAGAAUUAAUUCUAAGCUCCAACAAAAUUACCUAUCUGCACAAUAAAACAUUUCACCCGGUUCCCAAUCUCCGCAGUCUGGACCUCUCCUACAAUAAGCUUCAGACAUUGCAAUCUGAACAAUUUAAAGGCCUUCGGAAACUCAUCAUUUUGCACUUGAGAUCUAACUCGUUAAAGACAGUGCCCAUCAGAGUUUUUCAAGACUGUCGAAAUCUCGACUUUCUGGAUUUGGGUUAUAAUCGUCUUCGAAGCUUGUCCAGAAAUGCUUUUGCUGGCCUGUUGAAGUUAAAAGAGCUCCACUUGGAGCACAAUCAGUUUUCCAAGAUCAACUUUGCUCAUUUUCCACGUCUCUUCAACCUCCGCUCAAUUUACUUACAAUGGAACAGGAUUCGCUCCAUUAGCCAAGGCUUGACAUGGACUUGGAGUUCCUUACACAACUUGGAUUUAUCAGGGAAUGAUAUCCAAGGAAUUGAGCCAGGCACAUUUAAAUGUUUGCCCAAUUUGCAAAAAUUGAAUUUGGAUUCCAACAAGCUUACCAACAUCUCACAGGAAACUGUCAAUGCGUGGAUAUCAUUAAUAUCCAUCACUUUGUCUGGGAAUAUGUGGGAAUGCAGUCGGAGCAUUUGUCCUCUAUUUUAUUGGCUUAAGAAUUUUAAAGGAAAUAAGGAAAGCACCAUGAUAUGUGCAGGACCUAAGCAUAUCCAAGGUGAAAAGGUUAGUGAUGCAGUGGAAACAUAUAAUAUUUGUUCUGAAGUCCAGGUGGUCAACACAGAAAAAUCACAGCUUGUGCCCCAAACUCCCCAGAAGCCUUUAAUUAUCCCUAAACCGACAACCUCAAAAUCUGACCCCAGCCAGUCCACUCUUGAAACACCAAGCCCUUCCCCAGGGUUUCAGAUUCCUGGCACAGAGCAAGAGUAUGAGCAUGUUUCAUUUCACAAAAUUAUUGCAGGGAGCGUGGCUCUCUUUCUUUCGGUGGCCAUGAUCCUCUUGGUAAUCUAUGUGUCUUGGAAACGCUACCCAGCCAGCAUGAAACAACUUCAGCAACAUUCUAUUAUGAAGAGGCGGCGGAAAAAUACCAGAGAGUCUGAAAGACAAAUGAAUUCCCCUUUACAGGAGUAUUAUGUGGACUACAAGCCUACAAACUCUGAGACCAUGGAUAUAUCGGUAAAUGGAUCUGGGCCCUGCACAUAUACCAUCUCUGGCUCCAGGGAAUGUGAGGUGCCUGAUUCCUAUGUUACAGCACUGCAACUAGUUGACCUUUCACUUCAUUUCCAUUAUUCAAAUGCAACAGAAUUACCAUUUACAAAAAGCACAGGUUCCGGAUGCACAGGCUCAGUGGCCAUGGCUCAUGGGCCUAGCAACUCCAUGGCUUGUGGGAUCUUCCCAGACCGGGGCACGAACCCAUGUCCCCUGCAUCGGCAAGUGGACUCUCAAUCACUGCGUCAUCAGGGAAGCCCUGGAUGUGUUUAUUUUUAAAGUUUACUCUUUAUCUGUGUUACCAGAGAGCUGGGACUUUCCUGUCUAGUUCAUGUCACUGUAUCCAUAAUUCCUGGAAAAUUUCCUUUAAUCAUUGUAAAUGUUUAGCAAAUAUGUCUAAAUAAAGUAAAUAAAUAAAUGAAUAAACAGUACCCCAAAAUGGAUGCAUUGGGUGUGCUUAAAGUGUCAUUUGAUGUUCACCAGGUACAUUCUGUGAACUUUGUCUUAAUUCUUUUUUUCACACUGUUUCCCUAUUUGGAAAGCACUUCAUCACCCUCUGCAACUAUUCAGAUCCUGCCCAUUCUUGAUGGUCCAAU